AUGUUUAAAAUUUGGGUGAUUUGUGUUUUAUUGUGCGAAUUUGCACAGAUACACUGUUUGGAAUAUGUUGAUAAUGGACAAUACGAUUCAGGAAAUCCGGUGUCGCAGAAGCAGCUAUGCACUCCUUGCAAUCAAAACCCUUGGAUACCAAUCACGUCUUACCACAACAAAAAUAAAGUCAUAGCUUACGUUCAUCCAAAGUUCUAUGAUCAACAGAACAAAGAAUACGGAAUGAAGAACUUGAGGCAGUAUUUCCCUAAACUGGAGUAUCCAAAACCGAACUUGUUGCCACCCAGUAGCCAAGUUCUUUACAGCAACAACAACAACAACAACUACCUUCUGCCCAGGCCAACCAAUAACGUGAAGUUGAACAAUCAGCAGCAUUUCGUUAAGCAAGAUUACUACGUCCCUCAGAGUUCGAAUAUUAUUAACAAUGUCCAAUUAAAUCAGCACAUCGCUUUUCAACAACCGCAGCAUCCUGAUCUCGUCAAGUACAGAGCAUUCAUUAGUAAGGCACUUCCACCGCGCAUCAAUUACGGCCCGCCAUUUAGGGCAACUCUGAACUACCAGAAAAUGCAAUUAACGAAUUUGAACCAGCUUAUGCCGCCACCGCAGGAAGUUAACUUCAAUUAUCAGCUUCCAUUGAACAUGGAACCUCCUAAUAUCAUUCAAAAUACCGUCUUUGAUAAUUCACCGCAGCCCACGCGUUUCUACAACGUUGAAACGAGCAGCGUGCAAACGAGGAACGUUGAAAUAAUUAAGAGCGUGCCAGUUAUCGAUUACCUUGCCACGGUGGAGCAUCCAAUCAACACAAUUUACUCACCUAUUUUGGACGUGGAUGUUGCAAAUAGCAGCAGCAUCGCAGCGGACGACAAUGAGGAUGACGAACAUUUCGCAGCUUCCAACGUUAACACCGCUUUCCAAUCUAAUGUAAAUGACCUUAAUGUAAAUGAAGAUAGGAAGCAGGAACCUCCGAAAAAGAAAGAGGAAUUGCGAAUUCCAUUUUCCAUACAGGACUUGUUAAUGCAUAAAGGCGCACUGAUGGCGCCGAAAAAGUACGAAACCAAUAGUCAAGCAGAGAACGACAAAAAAGUGAUUAUAACACCAAGGAAACCCAAUAAAAUACAAAUCAUCAUUCCAUAUAUCACAAAUAACAGUAAACUUCAGAAAUGGAAGGAAACAGAGAAGGAUACAGUCGUUCUCAAAGAAGCGACAAAUGUUGAUCAUUUGAAGCCAUACGAAGAUACCUUUACUACAGAGACAAGCGCGGAUUUAUUGAAUACACCGACUAUAUACGAUAUACAAAAUAUCUCUCAGGAAAGUACAGAAACACCGGAAGUAAGGACAUCGAAAGAAGAAGUUUUAUAUGAAAUUAAUACUGAAAUAAAUUCCAUACAAAACGCAUUCUUUGAAUCACAGUAUUUGAGUACACAAGUAACUCCUCGUUUGGCUCCACCUAACGCGGCAUCUAAGGAAAAUGUGUACGUAGUAACACCAUUACCGAUGGAUACUUUCAAUGCAUCUUAUUUAAAUGUACCUAACGAGAAUACAUCCGUAUCGGAAAAGCGCAAUGUUUCGUUGAUCUUGAGUGAUUGGCCCCAUCUAAUAAACAAUUUGGAGACGAGUAGAAUUGAGCAUACAACGAAACCUUCGUAUUUUGGUGUACCAGCUCCAGUCUUCUUGAGCACCUAUAAAAACAAAAUAAAAACAUUCUCCGGUCAUUCGAAGGUCCUCAAUACCACGCCAGUAUUUUUCCAUAACUGAAAUGAUUUUCGAUUACGAACACAAUCUAUUUAUUCUCAC
Nicrophorus vespilloides is the source of this 1803-nucleotide messenger RNA. RefSeq lists its product as uncharacterized. Lineage: Eukaryota; Metazoa; Arthropoda; Insecta; Coleoptera; Silphidae. The coding region runs from base 1 to 1764 and encodes 587 amino acids. The transcript is spliced from 4 exons. The record is from RefSeq and is a predicted model, not a curated record.